CUUAAAGCGACAGUUUCCAAACUCGAGAAGUCUCAAGCUGAAUCUGUAUCAACAUUUUUUGGUGACAUGAAUUCUACAAUAGAGAGCCUGAAAGCUGAAUUGAAGCAGUCUCAGAUUGAACGACUGAAGUUAUCUGCUACAGUGGCAUCUCUGGAGAUGUUCCGAAUGAAUAUGACAACUUACGGUCGGCAGAAGAAAGUGGCUUUUACUGUUGGAGUGACGUUUUCCAAUGGUGGCUGGAACAGUGGAGCAUUGAUAUUUCCCUCGGUCAUUAACAAUGUUGGUGGUGGAUACAAUCCGACAACCGGUAUCUUCACUGCCCCAAUUGAUGGAGAUUAUAUCUUCUUCCUUGCUGUUUCCGAGUACAAUAGACAGCAUAGUAAGGUAGACAUUGUUAUGAAUGGGGUUUCGAAAGUAAGAACCUUGGGAUCGUCAGGCUCAGCGUAUCAAACGGGAGUAAACAUGGUUUUUCUGCAGCUUAACGAGAGGGACGCGGUGUGGGCCAGAGCAUAUGCUGGUAGAGGCUACAACACCGAGGGAGUUCCCAUUACAACCUUCUCUGGCUUCCUCCUGUAA
Saccostrea echinata is the source of this 576-nucleotide messenger RNA. Its product is annotated as cerebellin-3-like. The record is from RefSeq and is a predicted model, not a curated record. Bases 67 to 576 code for a protein of 169 amino acids. The transcript has 4 exons. Lineage: Eukaryota; Metazoa; Mollusca; Bivalvia; Ostreida; Ostreidae. Gene Ontology annotation, molecular function: protein binding.